Messenger RNA from Orbilia oligospora ATCC 24927, 849 nucleotides. RefSeq lists its product as uncharacterized. Lineage: Eukaryota; Fungi; Ascomycota; Orbiliomycetes; Orbiliales; Orbiliaceae. The record is from RefSeq and is a predicted model, not a curated record. The transcript has 2 exons. The coding region runs from base 1 to 849 and encodes 282 amino acids.
AUGGCUCCAUCUCGUAUCCCCAAGCCAGAUACCUCGUCCAACCUUGGAAAUGCUAUUUUAGCUGCAAAAGUCCGAAAGGAAAAGGCAGCUGCGAAAACAACGCUUAAGUCGCGUCUCCUUCAGCGUCGCCAGGGCAUCACUACAAACGAUGCACCAGAUUCCAGUUUCUGGGACAUCGAAGCAACGGAUAAUUCUGUUUCAAUGAAUCAGCAGCAGGCUUCUGAGGCAAAGUCUCACAACAACAACAAUGUUGAAGCGAGUGUUUGGGACCUCAUUGCGCAAGAGGAGGUCGCCCAUGGCAAGAAGAAGUCCUCCUCUAAAAUCCCUAUUAAGAAGAAUUCGCCCAGGCCAAAGUACAAGUCUACGAUCAAGGCUACAAGCAAACCCUCCAAGUCGGGUCCAGACGACGACUACAUACCUGACGAGUCUUCCCAGGUCAUCCCGAAGACCAAGAAAGCUGGGCAGCGUAAGCUGCCAGUUCGUAAGACCAAGAAGGCCAUGGCCACUCCUUCAUCCCCGGUUCUUGUGGCCACUCCUUCUCCGCUCUCCCAGCCUGUUGUCGAGGCUCAGGAUAAAACUUUAGUGGAGGCGGGGACACAGGAGCCAGAAACCAUUGUAAAGAAGCCUCGGCCAACGUAUUUCACUACGGCAGAGGCGAUUACAUUGGGUAUCGGGGCUCCUCUUGAACUUAGGAUGUCCCAGUCCAUUGCCAUCAAGGCAGUGGCGGUCCCCACCGAGGAUCCUGUCAGACACUACUCACCUCCUCAGAGCCCCGUUGAUACCUCGAUGGGCGUCCUCGAGGACACUACGCUCGUUCCCGGCGGGCUUGAAGCUGAGCCCACAGUUUAG